CGAGAUAGGGCGGACGUACUUCUCAUUUGGCUCCCACAAAAUCGAAACAUUUUGCGCGAAAUUAACAAUCAAAAUAUAACGUUAUAAUUUGUUAAAGAAGUAAACAUUAUAAUAUUGAAAAUUUUAAGUAAAAUGUAGUGUUUUCAAGAACAUUAAAAGUUAUUUGGAAGUCAAAAAAGUACAAAGGGGAUGAUCUAUGUAAGGUUUAAGCAUUAUAAAGGUCUUAAACAUCGGCUUCACUCCGCUUUCACCUGAAUAUUAUAAGGAUCGUUGAUAUGGCCAUCAUUCAAUCGUGCUGCUGCUGGCGUAGCCUUCGUAGAGGCUGCUACGCGUCGGCGAUAUACACUUUGGUAUACUUCGCGGUAACCAUAGUAACGAUGGGGCACUUUAUCGACGUUGAACAUCGCUACCUAUCCGGCCAAAUGACUGAACCCGAAUCGGAGAGUUUUCUCGAGCCGGAAAAAAUAACUCCAAUAACAGUGUCUCUUAACAUCACGCUAUUGGCAUGCAGCAGUUUGGGCCUCAUCUCUUGCGUCGUACUCAUGGUGGGAGUCUAUAAGGAUUUAAAAUUUAUGCUUCUACCUUGGAUUGUGUCUAUGGGAUUGGAAACGCUCGUUGAGCUGAUCAACGUGUGCUAUCUCUUUUACUUGCAAACUGUAAGUAUUGAACAAUUCAACUUCAACCCAAUAACAUCGUUUCUCUUCACUUUGGACUUCUUUAUAAUCGCCCUUAAUAUAUAUGCGUUAGUGUGCGUCAUAUCACAGUUUCAAGAGUACCUAGAUGGGCGAGGGACCGCGUCGUUCGACUAUUCCGAUAGGCUAGCUGGAGUUCAGUACAUUGCACAACCUCCUCAGACUACAACUACGAGUUCUGCUCCUAGUGGCCGCAGACGAUCCGCCCCAAGGCCUCUGCUCAGUCGAUGUGACCCUGAAGAGUUUUCUGAAGCACCAUCUAGAGCAAUUACGUCUGUGUUGUCAAAGCCCUCUCGAUCUAACGUCAAGAAGCAUGUCCAAUUCCCGGAUGAACAAAGUUGCAUUGAAGAAGCACCCGAAACUUCAAAUGGGAACGAAGAAAAGUCUUCGUCCCGCGUGAUUAGCUCGUUGUGGAUGGAGCUGGAGACGGAAACGCCACCACCGGAACGCUGACGACGUCGAAGCGAGCAGUAUUACCGGCCAGUUUCGCGCGCCCGAAUAGAGCGUCGCAAAAUGUCCGCCGCCGGAGUACCGCCCGCUACGCCCGACAUUCAAGACUCGUCAUUGUAAACAAUAACCAGUGAUUACUAACCAUCUAGCGUUUCACCUGCCGUUUUGUACCCAUUUAAAAACAGACAGUCCACUAGGAAUGGUGUUUUUAAAUGCAAACUAGUGCCACGUUUCAAUUACUCUGAAUGUGAAUAAAAAUGUAGAUGUUACUCAAACAAAACUUGUAAGCACAUGCAAUAUAUAAUAGGGUAAGAAACGCAGGCGCCAUAAAUAAGAUUUCUAUCGAGUAAUUAGGGGGCUUAUAAUGUAAAUCGUAAGAUGAAACUACUGGUACAUGCUUAGUUAUUGGUAUAAAUUUCAAUCAUAUUAUUCGCUAUUGUCUUUAGCCAAUCAUAAUUAAUUGAACGUAUCGUGAUCUGGUUUCGUCUUUUGUUUUACAUUAAUGCCUCAGGAUAUUUUAAUAA
This is a messenger RNA of Pieris rapae (cabbage white), 1666 nucleotides long. RefSeq lists its product as uncharacterized. The transcript has 10 exons. The record is from RefSeq and is a predicted model, not a curated record. The coding region runs from base 276 to 1145 and encodes 289 amino acids. NCBI's taxonomy places the organism in Eukaryota, Metazoa, Arthropoda, Insecta, Lepidoptera, Pieridae.